GUUUUUUCCACAUACUCUAAUCAAGAAUAUGAUCGUAGAAAUGAUGAUAUUGAUCCAGUUGCAGCCUCCGCUGAAUACGAGCUAGAAAAAAGGGUUGAACGUAUGAAUGUAUUUCCAGUUGAAUUACUUAAAGGGAAAAAUGGUCUUGGACUAAGCAUCAUAGGGAUGGGAGUGGGAGCAGAUGCCGGAGUGGAAAAACUGGGAAUAUUUGUCAAGGGAAUAACGGAAAAUGGUGCUGCUGCUACUGAUGGAAGAAUUAAUGUUAGUGAUCAGAUAAUAGAGGUGGAUGGAAAGAGUCUUGUUGGGGUUACACAAAGCUAUGCUGCACAGGUACUUAAAAACACAUCCGGCAGUGUACAAAUUCUUAUUGGACGUGAGAAAGAUCCAAACAAUAGUGAAGUUGCAAAGCUUAUUUCAGAAUCGUUGACCCAGAGUAAGGCACAGCAAGAAAGUCCCGCUGUUGAAGAGCCAACCUACAAACCGCCCCCAACCUCCCCGAAUGGUAGUGCAUUCGGAGACGUCUUUUCUGAUGAUGACCAGCUAGUACAAGAAACGUUUGAGCUUAAUGAGCACAGUAGUUCCAGUGAGAUCACCUCUCCUAUCAUCUCCGAGCCCGAGCUCAUCGCAUUGAAGUUGAAGCUCAAAGAAACGGAAUAUAAGAAUGCCGUUCACGAAGCAGAGAUUGCUAAACUUAAAAUCCAGGUCUUGCAAUCUAAAGGCUGGGAGUCAGAGGAGAAGAGGCUGAAAACACAGUUGGAGCUGCUGGAGCGAACAUCCCAACAACUUGAAGAGCAACUAGGAGCUUCUCAGAAUGAGAUUGAAUCUUCUAAGGCAGAUUUGGAGGAAACCCAGGCUCAUUACUUUGGCCUCGAGAAAAAAUACCACAAAGCAAAGAAACUCAUCAAAGAAUUCCAGAAAAGGGAGGAAGAAUUCUUUUCAAGGGAACAGGCUCAGUUGAAAGAAAUACAAGAAAGAGAUAGAAAACAGCAAGAAAAUGUUCGCAAACUGCAAAGCAGAAUUAAAGAGUUGGAAAGUAGUAGCUCGGUUUCCAUAACAGGUCGUGUGUCCCCAAUGGAAGAUGGAGGAGAAGCCGGAGCCUUAUUCCAGCCAGCUAGGAUGGCCUCGUUUGAAGACAUUUUAGAAUCCGAAGGAAUGAGAGAUGCCAUUUUAAAUGAGAGUUCUGAUGUGUCAUGGCUCAGCCAACCACUACCUCCAGCACUACCUCCCCCCUCACUGUCCCAUAUCCCCGACUGGCAAUGGGACUUCCACACUGGACAACUGCUCUGUGCAUCUUCACCCGUAAAAGGUAAUGAAAUUUUCUCAGAUGAGGAAUCUUCGACCGCGAAUGAAUCAACCAGGAGUUGCGGCACUGAACUUGAAAAAAAUCUAGAAUCGCAACUUGAAAAUUUUCAAACUGAGGAAGAAUUAAGUGCUGUUGUACCAGUCACUGCAACAUUGGACAUAAGUAAAGAAAAGUCCAAAAUACAGUUGGUUAACAACAGUAGUUUGGCGGGUCGCAAGAAGCCAACAAAAGCACGAAUAUCGGACCAUGGUGCCACUGAUUUAUGGGAGAGCAGUGAAAUUGCAGCUGAGGAAACAUCUAUACCGAUUAAAGACAAGGUGAGGGAACCAAAUGUUGGCGAUGCAAGGUCCAGACUAACUCAAGAAUUAGAAUCUAAGCUGAGACAUCCUGAAGCGCCCCGAAGAACUAAACGCGAGAAGGAACUACCGUCAGAUGCCAUCUCCUCUGACCGAUCUUCUACUGCAAGUGCUUCCCCUAGUCUACCACCGUCUAUGCCGCUUCUGAGGACAACUGCACCAUUAGAAUCAAGUGAGGGCGGUAUAACGCUUGUAUCAUCUAAACCAUUGUUUGCAUCAUCUGACAGUAAUUCAAAUUUAAACCAAUCAUCUGUGUCAUCAUCAUGGAGCCCAAAUAUCUCAUCACCCUCAGCUAACUAUUCUAAAAGUUCAUUUGAAAGCUUGCCUGUAUCACCUUUGACCUCUCCAAAACCUGGAAAAGGAUUUUCAAAUUUGUUCUCAGUGAAGUCAUCGUCCGAGGAUGAUUUGCUGUCGUCAAUGCCGGUGAGUGAGAUGGGCGGCAAAAACAGCAAAGGAAAGGGAAAAUAUACAAUAUCAUCGGCUAAUGAGAAUGAACCACCAAGAAAACCUCACCACAUUCAAGAUCGACCAAUCACAGAGUGGGAUACAACACAUGUGUCCCAGUGGCUUCUGGGUAACGACCUUGAGGAAUAUAUUACAGAGUUCAUGGCUCACAAUAUUACUGGUCCAGCACUUUUACAACUGGACACGGCUAAACUAAAGGCUCUUGGUGUUAAUAACAAUGCAGAUAAGGCAACCUUUAAAAAAAAGAUAAAAGAAAUGAAAGCAAUUAUCGAGAAAGAGAGGCGAUCAGCUGAAAAGGAAGCCAAAGCGAGGGAGAAGCAACUGAAAAAAGCUUCCAAGUUCAAAUCAAAGUAGACGCAUACAAAAUUCAUCACAUUAUUAAUUCUAUUGUAUUUCUUUAUACUUAAAUUGAAUUGGUCUGAGUAACAUUUCAAUAUUUGUUCAUCUGUAUACUUCAUAUAUUUUUUUUUAUCCUACUUUUUUUUUAAAUGAAAACCAACUGAUAAAUUUAAUACUUAAAUACUGAUUCCAAGUAAAUACUUGAUAUUCGACAGUUUUCACAAUGUAAGAUCAUUUCUUCUAGAAAUAGUAUUUUUCGCAAACUUCACAUUUUCUACAUUUCCUAUGACAAAGUUUUUUCUAAACAAUAAAAAAAGACACUAUUAUUGUGUAACUUUUAUGUGUACUCACAGUAUUUGAUAAAUAUAGGAAUAUUUUUAAGUGUUUCAUAUCCAAAGAAUCAUAUACAUUUUGUACUAAAUUUCUCAUAGAAGUAAUACAGUCCCCUGACUAUACUAGCCAUCAUCUAAUGUAAUAUAAGCCUAUUGAAUGUUUUGGACAUUUAGUAUUAUCUCGUAUUCACAUGGACCAUCUUCUAUCUAUAAAGCUCAUCUCCGAAUCAAGGGACUAUCUUUAAAACAGUGGACCAUCUUAUUUUCUUUUUAACUUUAGACCGUAUCCGAAUCAUUUAAUUAUUCACCAUUGGACAAUUUUCACUUCGUACAGGGACCAUUUUGUAACACAAGAUUGUUAUGGACCAUGUUUAACUUUUGUAAAAAAACAGGACCAACAAAUACAAUGUUCAUUAUUUUCUUUUUAAAAAAUACAACAAUGAAGAUUAAACGAGGUUGGCCAUAUUAUAAUGUAAUUUUAUAUAUUAGCGAUAACAGAGAUUAAUGCAUCAGUAAAAUUGAUGUUUAUUAAUUAAUUAAUUAGUUGAUAUGAUUAAAGCAAUGCAUUCAAGCAAGCAAUGGCAUACUACUGAAUAUUUGUAAAAGGCCAGAUAAGUUCAUCACAUUAUACUUAAUCUUUGAAAAAGGUACAAUUUUUUAUUUUUGUGGAUGGUUUUUUUUUUCUUUAAUAUGAAAUUUGUAUAAUAGAAAGGUGUAUAUAUUUCCACAAUUUGUUAAUGUGGUCACAAAGGCAUUUUUCAAAUAAUCCAUCAUCGUUUUCUUUCAUUUACAUCUGAGUUAAUUUGCCUGUAAACUGAAAGCGCUGCUUAGGGAAUAGAGUCUGCUUUCAGGUAAUUUGAGUUUCUAGGCUAUGGAAUUUGUACAGAUUCAUCUUGUUCAAAAGGAUGUAUAUAUUAUUGUAGUUUCUGUACACAUUUUUGAUUAAUAAUCAUGGUAUAUGUACUAUAGAUUUGUUAUCCUUAUAAAGGGUCUUUAGAUACGACACAAAUUUUGUAUUAACGAAAUAGAAAAAAAAAAUGUUUCUUGUCUCUCCCUCGUCCUUUUGUUGAGAGCCAUCUUUUUUUCUUUUUUUUUCACUAGGUAAGACACUCGGAAAAUUCUUCAUAAAUCUAACCAUCAGCAAUGAGUGUACAUGUGUUUUCAGGCCUAGCAUAGACCUAGAUGUUUGAGUAUUGUCCACCUUUGUGUUGAGGGGAAAAAAUUAGCCCUUUUCAUUUGUUUUUUGCAGACAAGAAACAUUUUUUUGGUCUUGUAUUAAUGAUUCAACCACACUUGUAGUUUUUGGGCCAAAAACAUAAUUGGGUUUCAAACUUUAUUGGUGGAUUUGCUUUUGAAAAAAAUAAUAUAUAAAGGGAAUUAAUAGUGAUAAAUUAUUGAAAAGUAUAGUAAAUGAAUUUUGUUCUGUAUUUGUUGAGUGGUUUCUAUGAUGAUGAAGCAAUCACUGUGUAUUUAUUCAAUCGAUGGUUGUUUGAUGAGGAAUUUUAGAUUGUUAGCGUAUUGUGAGUGAGACGAAUGAAAGAAAUUGUUUUACUAGAAAACCCAAGAAAAUAUUUACACUAAUUGAAUACCAAAUACACUCGGGGAAGCAUAUAUAAAUGGAAUGGAUUUAUAUAAUUUGUUUAUGAAAUUUAAUUUCAGCGACCAUAACAUGUAUAUUUAUCACCUUGAUGUCAUCUUGUACUUACUGCCAUGUGGCAACUGGUAUUUUGAUUUCUUUGACACAGGUAAGGGCUAUUACAGUAGAUUUUAGUUGUUUAUCCAAUUUUGGACCAAUUUUUGUUCUUGUUAUCUAAGUAAACAUUUUAGAGAAGUUAUAGAUUCAUCAUUUGUCAUGAUUUCUCCAAUUUCAGUGUAAUGUUGUAAAAAUUAAUUCAAUCCUACUACUUACUCAGAAAGGCAUUGUUUGUAAAAUGUUUAUAAAGCUUCUUUUCUGUUAAUGAUUUUUGGAAAACUAAUACAAGU
Messenger RNA from Anneissia japonica, 4778 nucleotides. Its product is annotated as neurabin-1-like. NCBI's taxonomy places the organism in Eukaryota, Metazoa, Echinodermata, Crinoidea, Comatulida, Comatulidae. Gene Ontology annotation, biological process: calcium-mediated signaling; neuron projection development; actin filament organization. The record is from RefSeq and is a predicted model, not a curated record. Gene Ontology annotation, cellular component: dendrite; actin cytoskeleton; cytoplasm. Gene Ontology annotation, molecular function: actin filament binding.